AUUUCCGAUUUAGGCUGAUGUAAACAAACAUGGCGUGGUUCUGGGUUGUGGUCGCAAGUGGUGUUUCCGUGUCUUUGCUGGUCCUGCGUAGGAUCGUGAACAGUGCGAAAAUAUGUCCAAGUAAGGCAAUGAUGACAGGAAAGACGGUAGUGAUAACGGGUGCUAACUGUGGUAUCGGAAAGUCUACUGCCUCGGAGUUAGCCAAACGAAACGCAAGGGUGAUUUUAGCAUGUAGAGAUGUUGGCAAAGCAACGAAAGCAGUCAACGAAAUCCGACGACGCACGCAAGGCGGGGAGCUGGUUGUAAAGUACCUUGAUCUAGCGUCAGUAGUCUCUAUACAGAAAUUUGCUGAUAGCUUGCAGAAAGAAGAACAAAGAUUAGACGUAUUAAUAAACAACGCUGGAGUCUUCCAAUGUCCGUACACCAAAACCAAAGAUGGUUUUGAGAUGCAGAUGGGUGUUAAUCACAUUGGUCAUUUCUUAUUGACGAAUUUGCUAACAGACAUGUUAAAGAAAUCUGCACCAAGUAGAGUGGUUGUUGUUACGUCAUCUCUUCAUAAGAGAGGAACUAUCGACUUCGAUGACCUCCAAAGUGAGCGGUUUUAUAGCAAGUCUAAGAGCUAUGCCAACAGCAAAUUAGCAAAUGUUCAUUUCUCAAGGGAAUUAAGCCGGCAGUUAUAUGGUAGCAACGUCUCUGUUUAUUGCGUGCACCCAGGAAUGGUAAUGUCUAACGUCAGCAGACAUGUGGUGCCAGGGUUCAUUAAGUCUCUAUUAACACCAUUGGCUCUCCUGCUUGGUGCACGCACAAAUUUUGAGGGUUGUCAAACAGUUUUAUAUUGCAGUGUUGCUGAAGAAGUAGCAAAUGAAACAGGAAAAUAUUAUGGAAAUUGUAAGAUGGAACCAUGGCAUCAAGCAUCAAAUGAUGAUGGUGUUGCUAAAAAGUUGUGGGAAGUCAGCGAGAAAUUGACAAAGUUAGCAUGACACUAUAAUGCAAUAAUUGCCCAUCAGCUUUCAUGUAGUCUUACAUAAUUUAUAUGUCUGUCUAUACAUAAAGUAAGUAAAUUGUUUCAUUCUUUUCAACUAUUUAUGCAAGAAUUACAAAAGAAUUACUAGUACAUCUUGUGUUUAUGUUAGUACAUUUGAUACUGAAUUAAAUAAUACCUGUGAAACAUGCAUUUUCUGCAUUAGUUCUGUUUGUGAUUGUCGUUACCAUACAUGUAUUGUUAUGUUUCUGAGUGGUAAUUGAUUCUAUGAACUUGACUUGCAAUGACAACUGGGUAGCAGAGAGCCCUGAGGUGAUCCAACACUCAAGACAAGACCCUGCAUCUCGGCCAUGAACUUGACUUGCAAUGACAACUGGGUAGCAGAGAGCCCUGAGGUGGACCAACACUCAAGACAAGACCCUGCAUCUCGGCCAUGAACUUGACUUGCAAUGACAACUGGGUAGCAGAGAGCCCUGAGGUGGACCAACACUCAAGACAAGACCCUGCAUCUCGGCCAUGAACUUGACUUGCAAUGACAAUUGGGUAGCAGAGAGCCCUGAGGUGGACCAACACUCAAGACAAGACCCUGCAUCUCGGCCAUGAACUUGACUUGCAAUGACAACUGGGUAGCAAAAAGCCCUGAGGUGGACCAACACUCAAGACAAGACCCUGCAUCUCGGCCAUGAACUUGACUUGCAAUGACAACUGGGUAGCAGAGAGCCCUGAGGUGACCCAACACUCAAGACAAGACCCUGCAUCUCGCCCAAAAUAGAAUAGAUAUAAUCGGGAUGAUUGUUCCCAACAUUUGUCUGCCUAAGAACUGGCCACAGUGAUGUAGUUGGAACAGUUGUAGAGUACUGUGUUAUAAUUAAAAUCAUGAGGAUAAGAAGAAGCAUUGGCAUGGAUAGACAACCUUUUUUACACUUUAGCCAGGUUAGUCUUGGAGGAUUUAACUUCUUUGCAAAGCAUACAUAACUUAUGACCUUUCAGUGAAAAUUCCAUUUCAUUUUACAAGCCUAGCAUUACUCUGCCUUAGAAACAUAUAUAUAUGUAUAAUAUGUAUCAUAAAUGAUGUAUUCGCC
Messenger RNA from Haliotis rufescens (red abalone), 2064 nucleotides. Its product is annotated as retinol dehydrogenase 14-like. Bases 30 to 980 code for a protein of 316 amino acids. The transcript has a single exon. The record is from RefSeq and is a predicted model, not a curated record. NCBI's taxonomy places the organism in Eukaryota, Metazoa, Mollusca, Gastropoda, Lepetellida, Haliotidae.